Molecule: messenger RNA, 640 nt
Organism: Parathielavia appendiculata
Lineage: Eukaryota; Fungi; Ascomycota; Sordariomycetes; Sordariales; Chaetomiaceae
Exons: 1
Coding region: 94-465 (123 amino acids)
Source: RefSeq, a predicted model, not a curated record
AAACAGCAGGACUUUGAUCGCAAACGUUUCAGGCCGCCCAAUGCGAUAUCGAGUGGCAGCAAACGCUGGCGCAUCGCACGCAGGGCUGGCUGCAUGAUUGGACGGUGUCGGCAUCGGGCAGAAAGCGGCAAAGCGUCCAGAUUGAGGCGGCAUGCAUCCGAUCGGCGCGGGCUGGCAGAGGCGGUCACGCCGUUGCUCACCGCAUCCUCCCUGAUCACUGGUUGUGCGGGGUCCAGCUGCGGGGCUGCCCAGCGUGCUGUCUCCUGUAACUGGUGUAAGUGGCGGCGGAGGGAACCAACCGGGAUUGAGCCCUACAGGACUGAGCUGAGGUGGCUGGGAGUCUCGAUUUCAUCGGAUUCGUGUUUGCUGAGUUGGCCAUCCUCGGAGAAUGUCAUGUUCGACUCCUGGAAGCUUCCAAGCUCCUGUUCUCGGGAAUCACUACUGGACUGGGGUCAGUCAUUGUGAGGGAAUUCUGCCACUUCAUCAGCAUAAGCGAGCUCCACUUUGGACACUCUGGGUGACAAGCGCCUGCAGGACGGAUUGUAAGGACCGCUGCUGUUGGGCGGUUCGGGCGAAGAUUGAACGCAUGGCUCUUCGGCUGCUCUCGUUGACAGUUUAUUGAUCAGCUGGUACGGAAAGU